Molecule: messenger RNA, 1987 nt
Organism: Podarcis lilfordi (Lilford's wall lizard)
Lineage: Eukaryota; Metazoa; Chordata; Lepidosauria; Squamata; Lacertidae
Source: the annotation of a GenBank genome assembly
UAUGAAAUCCUACAGUUCAUUCAGCUGCAGAAAGAGGGAAGGAAUUGGGAGGGAUGUGAUGUUAAUUUCCUAUUAGGCUAAAUGUAUUUCUGUUCUGCAUCACCUCUUUUAGGCUCAGGAGACUGAGAAGCUUCAUACAGCCAGAAAGGAGGAAUGAAGUGGCCCUGCUCCAGGUGCCCAGCGAUGGAGGAAGCCAGAUCAUCAAGGAAGACGUGCACCCAGAGGAGGGGCGAUCUGCCCACCGUGAUGGAGGGGAUUCGCCCUCCUAGGGGUGCCAUCAGGGGUGCCCGAUCCUCUAGGAGGUGCCAUCGCCUCAGGAAGACCAGAAAAGUGGCCCCGCUCCAGCGGGAGAAGCAGCCUGUGACUCCAGGUGAGGAAGUGCCCCCCCGCACCAUUUUGGGAAAGUCAGGGCAGGAAAAGGCUAGGGGGGCAGCUCAGGGUAUAGGAUUUGUGGGGGAAGGAAGCUAGUAAGAAAAAAAGUCAAAAGAGACAGGCUGCUGGAUCUGGCAGGAGGCCGAGGCAGCUGAUAGGGCAGGGCAGGGGGACAGUGGUCAGCUAGUGGUCAGCUGACUGUCCCCAAAGGCCUGGGGUUUGCCACCCCUGUAGGAGGAGUGUAGAAGCAGGGAAAUCAAGGAGAAGAUUAUUAGAAUAAUCUUGGAAGCUGCAAAGGGACAAACUAACCUGUCCCCAUGUCCUUCUCUUGUUGCAGUUGUGACAAAGCUCUUCAAGACCUUCCCAGAGUUUGAGGUUAGUAGUAGGGGAAACAAAAGAGGAGGGACUGGAUCCCCCAAACCCUCUGCCCGCUGACUGUGGUCUUUGCCCCCAAUUCUGCAGUCUCUGAAUCCUUCCACCCCCACCCUCCAAGAGGCUCCCAAAGCACCUAAUGCAAAUAAUGUGGCGUGUGUCCCUGGGGUGUCAGGAUGAUGCCAGAGGCGUGUCCUGCCCUCUUCCCUGGUGCUGCCCUUCCACCUCUGCCCAGGAGGCUGCAGGGCCCAUGGAGGUCCUCUGGGGCAAGGGAUGGGGCCCAAGCCUGAGGGAGGCCAGUCUUUCCUGGCUUGGGCCUGCUUGUGGGCUCCCUUGCACCCGUCAAUGGUGGGUUUUGUAGUUUCACCAAAGGCGUCUCAUCCAGCUUUCUCUUUCCUCUGCAGAAGGCAAUAGCCCAACGACACCAGUCCCGUAUUCAGCCAGCUCCUGAAGAAGGUAAAUGAAUCUCCAUACCUUGGGACUUUUCACUUAGUAGCUUUAUGGUUCAUGCCCGAGAAUGACCUCUCAGGCCUUCUUACUGUGCCUUGCAGGCCUUUUUCACUUCACCUCAUAGGCAGGGCCCUGACUGACUCCAGCUACAAAAGCUGAGGUGGUUGAACCCUUGGGUUUGGGUAUUGUUUGGCAGGCUUUGUUGAGAGAGACUGUUAAUUCAGUCUCUCUUUUUCAUUCUCUUCCAGAGGACCUGCUUAUUGAAGACCUAGAAUGAGCUUCUGGUGUGCUGCCCUCAGAGACGGGUCGAGGGAAGGUGCUCUGCUAUGGUGGAUCACACCCUACCGUGGAAAAAAGGAGUUAGGGGAGAACGAGGGCGACAAGAUUGAGAUUGAGAUUGAGAAGAGCCAGGAGAGGGAGAGGCAAGACGACGCGAGAUCACCUCGAGAAUUGGGAGGAAAGAAACGCAGGAAGGUGAAUGAAGGCGGGGAAGGAGGGAGAAAGGAUUGAAGAGGUGAAAAUGGCGGGGACAAAAGGCUGGCUGUUGACUCACCCUUACCGCGCGAGGAAGAAACUGGAAACAACGGAAAAAAUUAGUCCCAUUGGGGAUGAUGUCUAUUUAGAACUUUAAAAAAUAUUAGGAGCCUCAUUAAGAAAAAAAACAGAGGCUUUUUCCCCCUUCAAGAUAAUCUUUAUUGGUUUUUUAGUUACAUACUGUACAUACACAUAUUGCAUUACAUUUUACAUUUAUACUUGCUCCUAGGAGCUGACUUCCCUUCUUCCUUCUUCUGGC